Messenger RNA from Panicum virgatum (switchgrass), 776 nucleotides. Its product is annotated as transcription factor IBH1-like. Gene Ontology annotation, biological process: regulation of DNA-templated transcription. The transcript has a single exon. The record is from RefSeq and is a predicted model, not a curated record. The coding region runs from base 72 to 356 and encodes 94 amino acids. NCBI's taxonomy places the organism in Eukaryota, Viridiplantae, Streptophyta, Magnoliopsida, Poales, Poaceae.
CGUCAACAAGGAGCGCUUGGCUACCGCUAGGCCGCUAGCUAGCUAGCUAGCUGGUGCGGCGGCUGAGCGCGAUGGAGGAGAUCAGGCGGCGGAGGCGCCCGCGGAGCGGCGGCGCGGGGAGGCGGCGGCGGCCGUCGUCGCGCGCGGCGGGCGCGGCGCUGCGGCGGAAGGUGCGGGAGCUGCGCCGGCUGGUGCCCGGCGGGGGGGAGGCGCCCGCGGGGGCCCUGCUCGCCCGCACCGCCGACUACAUCGCGCGGCUCCGGGCCAGGCUCGAGCUCCUCAGGGCGCUCGCGGCCGUCUACGGCGUCGCCGCCGCCGGUCGUGUCGACGCCGGAUCGGAGCCGGUGAGUGCGUGAGCUGAUCCGUGUGCAGUGGUCAUGCGGGACAUGGACGUGCACGAUUCAUCACGCGCCGCCAGAAUUGAUGCAUCGCGCACGCACGCGGCACAGUUCAGUUGGGAGAGAUGUGAUCGAAGUACUGAAAUUGGACGGGCGGUAUUGUUUAUUUACAAAUUUUGGAAUGUUUUUUUUUCUUUCUCAUCUUGUAGUUUCUACUUAGGCUAUUUUUUGGGGCUAAAAUAGAGCCCUUUCCAAAUUUCUAUUUGUAUUUUUUUUGAAGAAUUUGCAUCUGAACUACUAGAACUGUACCAUCACUUUUCAUCUAUACCGUCAAGGUCUUGUGACAGACGCUGAUGGUAUAGAUAAAACAUGCGCAUUAAGUGGUGGUAUAUGGAUGAAACCAUUCCGAUUAUUUUAUAUGUUUAUUUAUUAUUUAUU